Messenger RNA from Moesziomyces antarcticus, 3645 nucleotides. RefSeq lists its product as uncharacterized. The transcript has a single exon. NCBI's taxonomy places the organism in Eukaryota, Fungi, Basidiomycota, Ustilaginomycetes, Ustilaginales, Ustilaginaceae. The record is from RefSeq and is a predicted model, not a curated record. Gene Ontology annotation, molecular function: GTPase binding. Bases 1 to 3645 code for a protein of 1214 amino acids.
AUGACAGCCGACGCAGAGGCGGCGUCGAGCAACUCGGCCGCAGAUGUAGCGGCUGACCACCCAGACCAACAGAGCCACCCCCACAGCGCCCCAGAUCUCGACCUCAGCGUCGUACAGGACCCCAUCCUUGAUCUGUGUCCAUCUCUCGACAUCCUCAAACAGAUCGCACGUUCCACCGCUCUCGAUGUCCAAGUCAAGAAGGACAAGCUCACCAGGGCUCUCCUCCGAGCCGCCAGCAACGGCGACACCGACAUGCUCUCCUGGCUCCUCGACUCCAGGGCCGAAGCUCGUCAGCUCAUCUCGCUCCCAUCGUCCCACAGAGACUCGCACGGCAGAUCCGUCGUCGCCUUCGAUCAAAUGCGCGACGACGAAGGCUCCGGUCCCGUCGUGCUCGCUACCUGUGCAGGUCACAUCGAUGCCGUCACUAUGCUUGCGCUCAACGGCGCGCCCAUCGACGAGCGCGACGCUUGCGGCUGGACUCCUCUAAUGUGGGCCAUCAACAGCUCCAACCUCCAGCUCGCCAGCUUCCUCCUCAGCCGGGGCGCCGACGUCGACGCAAAAAGCUCCAAGGGCACCACCUGCGAAGAUUUCAUCCUCUCCGCUGCUCCUCAGGCCGCCACUUCCCAAUCACCUGCUACCCAAUCGCGCUUCUCCACCUCGGCUUCCAACGAGCGCGAGGCCAUCGCAGACCUCGUCUACGAACAUCAGCGAUAUCUCUCCGUUCAGCAGUCCGCCGCACAACGCCUCAAUUCCCUCUACCUCGACUCUUCGCCCGACCGCAAUCCUUCGGCGCCGUCCAGCGCCGCCGACUCGGAUCGCCAAGACAACAACGCCAGCCCCACCCGUGCGCCCAGAUCCUCGGCCUCGUCAUCCAGCCCUUUCAAGCCUGGCCAUUCCCGUACCGGCUCCCAACUCACACAGCGCAGGCUCGUCGGUCGAUACGAACGCGCCCACCUCGCAGAGCAGAAGAAUAAGCAGAAGGAGCUCACCGACACGCGCAAGAGCGCCAUGGCCGACAUUGCAACCCUGCUCGAACUCGACCUCGACAGCCUCAUGGGCGAGCCCACCUCGGUCGACUCGAAUCCGGGCAAUGCCACUUUUGCACGUCGCAGGAGGGGCGCUGCCGCCAAACCCGCCCAUGCCGGCCUUGCUUCCGGCUGCGGCGCCGCCGAGGUCGGCGCCGAUCUGCUCUCGGUCGAAUUCGACUGGAAGAAGGUGUGCAGCGACCAGAUGCUCGUCUUUGGCACCGCCGACCUCGAACCCCUGCUCACCAUGCUCAUCACCCACAUGAAGCCCGUCCGAGCUCCCUGGACCUCGCGCGCAGCUCCCGCCAACGUCAUCUUCCUCUGUGCCAGGUACGCCUGCUCGUUGCACGACGAGGAUCUGCUCGAGGAACUCUUCCUCGGCGCCAUCGACCGCAUCGAAGGCACCAUCUACGCAAAGCCCACCGACAUGACCUGUCUUGCCUUCUGGCUCUACAACUGCUGCCUCCUCCACUACUACGUCGGCAAGGACCGCACGCUGCGCAACUCGAGCUCCGUCACAGAGUACCGCAGCCUCUUGGCCGACCUGCUCAACGAGAUCUUUGUCUUUAUCAUCCGCGACGCAGAGAGGCGCAUCGACAAGGUGCUCGAUGCCGCCAUGCUUGAUCACGAGCCCAUCCCCGGAUUCGAAGAGGUCCGUUUCGAGGGCGAGUGGAAGUUCAUCAAGACUUUGACGGGCAGCGUCAAGGGGAUCGGGCAGCAGGGCUCGCUGUCGCAGGGGAUGACGUCGAGCCCCAGCUCACGCACGCCCAUCAGCCAGAUCUUUGGAGGCGGCCGUAAGGACGACACGCAGGGCUCGAGCCAUCCCAAGAGCGGAUCGGCAGAGGGGCCGACGCUGUCCUCCUCUCCUUCCAUCGGCAAUGGUCGGCCAUCGAGCGCGUUCAGUUCCAACACGAUUGGACCUUCCACCUUGCGCUCGAAUGGCAUCGAUGGUUCGCCACGCAAGGGUCUGGGUGAGCCCUUCCGCGCGAUCCGCGAAGUGUCGUACAACGCAAGUGCCAACGAUCUGCUCACGACACCGACGCCACGAACCAUCACCUCGCUGCUCACGUCGACGCUGCAGGUGCUGCAGUUCUACGAGAUCAAUCCGGCCAUCAUCGUGCAGGCGCUCUCGCAGAUCUUCUUCUGGGUGGGCUGCGAGCUCUUCAACCGCGUCCUGACGCGCAAGCGCUACCUCUGCCGCUCUCGCGCCAUUCAGAUCCGCAUGAACGUCAGUGCGCUCGAGGACUGGGCGCGCAGCAAUGCGUUGCCGCUCAGCAUUGUGCAUGCUCAUCUGUCGCCGCUCUCCCAGCUCAUCUCGUGGCUGCAGUGCCAGAGUUCGCUGCAGGAGUUUGAUGGGCUCAUCGCCACCAUGCAGGGGCUCAAGGCUCUCACGCCCAUCCAGAUGCGAAGGGUGGUCAAGGAGUAUCGGUACGAGGUGGGCGAGACGAGGAUGAGCGAAGAGUGCGUGCAGUACUUGGACCAGCUCAUCAUCGAUUGGAAGCGGAGACAGGAGGAUCAGCUGCGCCAGGCGCGCGAGGAGGCACGAGAUGUGCAGCGCAGGAAGAAGAGGGCCAAGAAGCAGCAGUCGCACCACCAGCGCUCGGGCACCGCAAGGCAGGAAGACUAUACGCCCGAAACCAGUUCGUCUCGCUCACGGUCGUUGGGUGAAGAGAACGACGUCAGUGAUGAGGAGGACGAGGCAGACGACGAUAUGCAGCUGUCGAGCGAGGCUGAUGGGCAGGCGGGGGAUGCAAGCGUCAAUAGCACUGGUACGGCCAAGGUGGCUCGGCACGAGGCUGAGGCGCUCACGGUGGCGGAAGCGGUUGCGCGAUCGGCACAGGAGAUGAUCGACGGGCUGUUUACGCCCGGCAAGAGCAUGUCGGACUAUGUUCCGCCAUGGACAGCUGCUGGUCCUCCGCUGGGUCUGCACGACGAUGUAGCUGGAGGAAGCGUACCUCCGUCUCCGGCAAAGGGUGAGGGGCUGCUGAAUAGCCGCGAGAUGCUGCCGUUUGCACUGCCGUCUCGACGGGGUGCGCUGAUCGUGACGCCUGGUGACGCAUUCGGCUUUGGACGCGGACACUUUACGGGCACAGGUACGCCAUCGGUGCGCAGCGUGAACGGCGACGUGUCGAGCGGGAACAGUUCGGCUGCAUCGUCGCGCCGAUCGUCCAUCUCUGCAUCCCAGUCGGUUGCGGGCGAGGAGGUCGAGAUGGACAGUGACACUUCAUCGCGCACGGAUGCAAGCGGCGUCAGUCGGGCAAGCAGCCUCUUCCCGCAGGGUAAAGGUUUUGCUGCCGGUGGGUAUUGGUCACCUGUACCGUUGCUGCCCGAUGGAAUGCUGGAUCGGAUCGACGCGAUGAUCAGUGCAGCCGCGGCUCUCGCUCCUGCAGCAGAUAAGGAGACGAAUAUUCUGUUGGCCCGACAUGCGUCCGAUGAACAUCUCCCGGGUGCGGGGGAUGUCGGGCUGCCAAGAGCCAGCAGGAUCGUCAUUCCCCCCAGGGACGGGUCGAUGGCACAGCCACAGGUGGACGAGUUUGGAAGGUUAACUGGGACAAAGGAGGAUGUCAAAAUCCCAGGCCCGCAGAGGAGGGAUACGAUCAAGGCGUCCAUGUUUGGGUAA